AUGGUGGUCUCGUACACGCAGGAGCACGUGUACCUCCACCCCUGGCACCGGGUCACCGCGGCGGCGUGGCGCAAGUUCACCGACCCGGCGGCGCUCUCCCACAUCCUGGACGUGCAGACGCUGUCCCGGGACGUCGACCCGCGCGCCGGCCGGCUCCACGCCGUGCGGGCCAUCGCGGGCCGGCCCCCGCCGCUCCCGCUCCUCCUCCGCGGCCUCGCGGCCACCGCCGGCGCCGGCGACGUGGUGCUCUGCGUGGAGCGCACCUCCGUGGACGCGGCCGCGCGCGCCAUGCGGGUGGUCUCCCGCAACGCCACGUUCCGGCGGCUGGUGGACGUGGAGGAGCGGUGCAGCUACGCGCCCCACCCGGAGCGGCCGGACGAGUGGACGGUGUUCACGCAGGAGACGAGCAUCCGGUGCGCGCCGCUGGCGGCCGUGUCGGCCACGGUGGCCGAGAUGGUGGAGCGGCGGUGCGCCGAGAGCUUCGCGCAGAACGCCGCCAGGGGGCAGGAGGUCGUCGAGAGGAUCUGCGACGGCCUCGCGCUCGCCGGCCGCGUGCCAGGACCCUCCCCUGCCGACGGAGAAGAACCGUAGAGACAGAGCACUGCGCAGAGCAUGCUCGCUCUCUGUUAUUUACUGAUGUGUAAAUACUGGCUGGGAGGCAAUAAGAAGUGAAAUUCUGUAAAUUCACGGUAUCCAUUGAUCAAAUUGCUCGA
Aegilops tauschii subsp. strangulata is the source of this 713-nucleotide messenger RNA. RefSeq lists its product as uncharacterized. NCBI's taxonomy places the organism in Eukaryota, Viridiplantae, Streptophyta, Magnoliopsida, Poales, Poaceae. Gene Ontology annotation, cellular component: mitochondrial intermembrane space. The record is from RefSeq and is a predicted model, not a curated record.